AUGAGUCACUUCAACCCGGGGCUCAUUUCAGCCUACAACAGCCUGACGGACAAGCACCUGAGUGGCUACUUCAGCAGUACUCGCAUCAGGAGACAUUUGCAGAGAGCCGGACUGAUCACCAGGAGCGGACGCAUCGUUCCCGACAAGGAGUACAAACACAAGACACUCCAGAAGGCGCACCAAAAACAUGUCAGAGAGUGCCUGGCCCAGGCCAUUUUCCUCAAGGUGCUAGAGAUGGAGCGUCUCCAUCAGAUGGAGAUUAAACGAAAACUGGAGGAGUUUGCCAGGAGGGAGCGAGUGCACAAGAUGAAGGUGGCGCGGACAAAGCGAUUUGAAGAAGAUGUCCAGAUGAUGUCGCCGCACCCACCUGUGGGCGCGAGGGCUGUCCGGAAGCAGCACUCGGGACCUGUGGGCGGUCAUUACGCAUCCUCAGAAUCGCCAUGCUCAUCUCGACCCAACACGGCUCCGGGAACGAUGCAGCGGCCCGCUCGCUUGAAGCCGAUCCGCAGCGGCGCCAAUAAACGCCGCUCCGCUCACAGAGUCAACCAGACGUUCAGCGACUGCACCGACAGCGAGUCGGGAAAACACGAGCCCACCGCGUGGGAUCCCCCGCCGGGCGUCUCACCUUACUGUCUGCCGGUCAUCAACAACUUCGUCACGCCGCUGCCUCCUGCCACCAAGAAAAAAAACAGGGGACCCGGCUGCAAUCCCAGCGGCACUCCAAGUCUCAGGGGCGGCCGCCGCCUGCGCCCUGCCACCACCUUCAGUGCGGUCGACGCCAACGAGGAGCGGUCCCCGGUGAGGAUUUCUGAGCCCCAGAGCAAAGUGCGUGUCACCAUGGUGUAUUUUGGCAAAUCUGUGCAUCUCUCUCAUGACUCGGAAGACCCGAGGGACGAGGUCAGAGUGUUUCAGCAACACUGCGGAGGAGAAAACCUCUGCGUGUACAAGGGCAAGCUCCGUGAAGGAGAGACAUUCCAGUUCGUGUCGAGGCGACAUCGAGGUUUCCCCUUCAGCUUGACCUUCUUCUUGAACGGGCUACAAGUGGAGCGUAUCAGCUCGUGCUGCGAGUUCAAGCACCGGCGAGGCGCCCGAUUGGGCGGCAGGCACGGACACUUUGGCUUCAGCGUUGUGGAGCGGGCCUCGCCGUGCUACAAGUGCAUAAUAGCGAUGGGGCUGGACAAGAAGCCUGCGCCCCCUCCCAUGAAGGUCCAAGAUGCCAGAGGAAGCUUCAAGGAGGCCAGGAGCACAUCCCACUCAGGACGCGAGAGCACUCCAUCACAACAAGAGGACAAACACAGAGAUGAUUACGACGAGGACUUUGAAGGUGACGACGACAUUGCUGUGGAGGAAUCCAUUGAAAAGAAAGCUGCAUCUCCAACCGUUUGUAAGAGAACGCCAGGAACCAUAUCUAGUAUCUUCACAGAAGACGACGACACGAGACCUCGUUCAAGUUCCAGUUCCUGCCAGGAGAGCAACGUCGAGGUCGUCGCCAGAGAGGACGAGGGAGAACCCAAGGAAAUUCUCCAAGCAGAAACUGUGGAUGAGGAAGAGGAGCAAGCCAACCCAGAAGACUCCGCAGCCUCCGAGUCGAGCGCCGAUGUGGACGUCUUGGACUCGGGCCAGAAAGAACAAAGCCUGGAGACAUCAGGGGAGAAAUCGGAAGGUCAGGAGACAGAAGAUGAGAGCCAGUUGGAGGAGCCGGAGAGGGCCAAAUCUGUGCAGGAGAAGCUCGCCGAAGCCAUCCUGAAGGAGUCGCAGCAGAGUUCCGAGCCAGAGCUGAGCGACACCAGCACCGAAGAGGAGGAGCAAGGCCAGAAGCCGGAAAAAGACGGGUGUGAUUUUGCAGAAGCAGUUCUGGCGGAGGCUCAAUUAGAAGAAGCAUCUGAGCUCAAAGAACCUGCUGAAGCAGGUCAAAAAGAACCUGAAGACGUGAAGGAAGGCAAUUCCGAAGAGAAAAUGGAGGAAGGCGCUGAGAUUUUAGAACCUCAAGACGAUUCUUCCGCUGUCAAUGUUGAUCCAGAGGUGAAGCCAGGUAGCGAGACAACAGAGACCAAGGCGGAGGAGACUGCUGGAGGAUCAGAAUUAGAAGCAACACCGGAGGACCCGAGCGGGUUGGAGACAACGGUUUCUCAAGAAGAUGUCAAGGACGAAGCGUCGGGAGAUGUCCAGGAUGCUAGCGAAGAGCCAGAUGAUCCAGUGGAUAAGUGUGAGGAAGAUGGAAAGAAAGAGGAAGAACAAAUAAAUCCACAGAGUGACAUAAACCAGGAAAGUGAAAAGGAGGAAACCAUAGAAAAGACUGGCGAGGAUGCACAUGAUGAAACACAAGAAGCAGAAGUGGCGAUCUUCGAUGAAGCUGAGGCCGAAGAAUCCGAAAAAACUGAGACGGACAAUUGUGAGGCUCUCAAAGUGAAGAGCGCGGAGGACCAAGAAGUAAAGGCGGAUGAAGUUGAAGAAACUAACGAGGAAGACGAAAGGGAAAACGAAGCAAGUGCAGACAAAGACGAGGCAGCCGGGACUGCUCAAGCCAACGAAGGAGAAGAAAGCAAUAAAGCGACCAAUGAGGAAAAUGAAGCUGAAGAUUGUCCUGAUAAGGAUGAAGAAGAGAAACUUGUUGAGGCCGAAGAAAGCCAAGAAACGAACCAAGCAACUACAGAUAAAGAAGAAAGUAAACCGAUGGAAAAAGUCGAGAACGAAGCUGAAGGACUUGAAGAGUUGACAAACAAAAUGACAACUUUGGAGGUCAAGGAAGGACAAGAACUCGACAAAACAACCACCGAUGAGGAAGAAAGUGAAGCCAUAGAGAAAGACGAGAGGGAAGCUGGAGCUAAAGAUGACACAGGCAAAGAAAUGAUUAUGAAUGAAGAAAUAAAUACGGAGAGCGAAGCGAGACACAAAGACGACACCGACAUAGGCGAACAAAAACAACAAUCGACCGUGGAAGAUGAGAACAAAUCUGAAGACAGGAGUGUCACCUUUGACCCCGAAGAAAGACAAGAAUCAGCGAAGGAUUCAGAGGAACAGGAGAAACCAUCAGAAGCAAACUUGCAAAAUGAAGAUCUGAACGUUGUGACGGAGACUCUCGGUGUCUUUCAACAAUCAAGCCCGACCGAAGAGACCAUCGCGGACAAAGUUCUGAGAACCGAAAACGGUAAAAGGAGUCAGGUUGACGGUGAAAACGGGGAGACGUCGGGUAGAGUUGACUUGAUCGAGGAGCCAGAUCAAAUCAGACAAGACCUGGAUCUUGAGAAAACCAAACAAACUGAGAAGCAGUCUUCCCAAGACCCGAGCCAGAACCUGACCUCCAAAACGAGGUCCCUAGGGCCCGAGGCCAAUACAGAAGAGGCAAGCAAGGCCUCGGACGAAGGAGCAAGUGUGCUUCUCCAACCCCAGUCAAAUACUCAAACCGCCAAUCAGCUCCCCAACGGAGAAAGUCCAGAUGCGCUGGCCCGGGCCAGCAGUGCCGAGCUAGUCACCAACUGGCUAAGCACGCAUCAAGCUUCCAAGUUCUUUGAAACCUUUGUUGAACCUCUGGAAGACUUCAGAGACUCGGAUGUGGGUCCCGGCAAGGAGGCCAGACAAUCUUCAGAACCUCUGACCAUUGUUGAGGAGUCAUCCCGUGAGGAGAUCGCACUAAAGCACUUGGAAGGAGAAGCUCAGUCCUACCCUGAGAGACGUCCCAUGACGGACGACUGGGGCAUAGCCAAAUCCAACUUGGCUGUCACGCAUUAAUCACAAAGGAGAUGAGUUGUGAUGGCCGCACACAAUGUUUACAAAAGCAAAGAGGCUCGCUUAAUGGGAGGUAUCAAAUGCUACGUUGGGGCUCUUACCUGCAAGCAGAUACUCCGGCUCGCAUCAAUUAAAUAAUUCACGGCGACUGGACUCCGAGGAUUUGGCUUACCUGCGCACACUUAGACAUGAAGUGCUUUCAUGAUUUUGGCUAAUGUUUCAUCACAAAUGAAAAACUUUGCGAUAAAAUGAUGAAAACUGUGGU
Molecule: messenger RNA, 3991 nt
Organism: Syngnathus typhle (broad-nosed pipefish)
Lineage: Eukaryota; Metazoa; Chordata; Actinopteri; Syngnathiformes; Syngnathidae
Gene: erich3
Product: glutamate-rich 3
Exons: 14
Coding region: 1-3729 (1242 amino acids)
Source: RefSeq, a predicted model, not a curated record